CAUGGCGGCGAUCAGUUGCAGAACAUGCUUUCGAAAUAUUCGUUUUUGUCGAAAUGUGUCCCACCAUGGUAGAAGGCGGGCACAGACGACUCGACAUCUAUGUAGUUCAAGUGGCGACAAAGAUGUUAAGGAUCAUGAUCCACCAGCCUUCAAUGAUGCCACAGUUCAGAAAUUACUGAAGCGUAUCACUGGUAUGAAUUUUGAGAAAAUUUUCCCAAGAGUGAAACAGAAACUGUCCCCUCCAAAGUACAAACUUGUCAGCGAGGACAAACUACAAGAGCUUUUGGAAGAAGCUAAAGAGAAAGCUGAAAAGAAGCUGCAAAUGCCGCCAGUAAUGGAAGAAAGAACCAAAAUAGAUCACGUGUUGUCUAAUGAUCCUGAACUUGAAGGUCUUGAAACAUCAAAAUUAGUAUUUACCGAUAUUACAUUUGGGGUUCCAGAUAGG
Molecule: messenger RNA, 445 nt
Organism: Saccoglossus kowalevskii
Lineage: Eukaryota; Metazoa; Hemichordata; Enteropneusta; Harrimaniidae
Product: small ribosomal subunit protein mS22-like
Cellular component (GO): mitochondrial small ribosomal subunit
Molecular function (GO): structural constituent of ribosome
Source: RefSeq, a predicted model, not a curated record